Messenger RNA from Onthophagus taurus, 2980 nucleotides. RefSeq names its product low-density lipoprotein receptor domain containing lost and found (gene loaf). Lineage: Eukaryota; Metazoa; Arthropoda; Insecta; Coleoptera; Scarabaeidae. Gene Ontology annotation, molecular function: protein binding. The record is from RefSeq and is a predicted model, not a curated record.
GGUUCGGGUCACUUUCAUGCCGUUCCACGUCGAAAAAAACGCUUGAAAUCGACGAUUCGCACACCGAACGAACGCCAAAACCGGAAACGCGCUUUCGUGCCAACAUUUCCAGUGAGUUUCCCGCGAAAUGCAUCGCGUCCGGUUAAAAAUAGACUAACCCGAGCAUAAAUUCUAUGCGCCUCACGUAGAAAAACGAUGUUGUCCAAAGUGAAAUAACGAUGAUUUUGAGGAACGGGGGCCCCGGGCCCCCUUUCGGGGCUUACGUGCUUUUAAGUUGUCUACUAGUUACAUUACCCAAUCUCUCCACAGCCGAGAAGAGCAAGCACUACUCGAUGCAAGCUCUCUGCAAGACCCAUUUCCUCCAACAACUGUACCGGAAGAUAGAUGGCGCCGUACUGUGGUCGAAGAACGAAAGGAACCUCGACUGCGUCAUUACCUUCCAAACGCACUCGAUUCUUCAAAGAUUUAUGCUUCGAUUCGAUUUUUUGCAACUCGACUGUAACGACCACCUGUAUAUAUACGACGGGGCGCACGCUGUCGGUACCUACAAGUUUGACUUGUCCUGUAGAAAUACACAGAAAUUCGGACCGAUGUACACUAGGACCAAUUACGUCACGCUCAAGUACGUUACAGACAGUUGGGGUUUGGACUCAAACGGAUUCAAACUAGUUAUAACGGCCGUCAAGGAUCAGAAACAUGCGUGCACAGAAUUCCGGUGCACCCCUUCGGACUUCUGCAUAGCCACAGACCUUGUCUGCGACAACAUCAACCAUUGUGGCGACGGAUCUGACGAGUCGUCGAGCAACCUUUGUCAAAAUAAUGAAACCGGAACAAUUCUAGGAUUGGAGAUGACGUGGUUUGUCGUGCUUAUCGUAAGCACCUUACUUGUUCUAUUGGUUUGUAUAGUUGCUGUGUCAAUAUGCUUAUGCCGAAGAGGUUUCAAUACAAGGAUGUCCAACAAUGUACCUCAACAGAAUUAUUCCCUUCAGCAAAUGUAUGGGUCUAAUGGGGCUAUGAAACAAGGCUCUAUGACGACACUCCCGGUGCAGGGAAACUGGUACCACCCUGCGGGCCUACAAGGGUUCCGCCUCAGCAUGCCGGUCCGGGUCCGCCUCUACUGCCAGGCAAAGUAAAACACACGUCUGCCAACGGCGGCGAUGCUGACCUCGUCCAGCAAAGCCAAAAGGACGAGUGGUUCGUCUAGCAAUAGAGGUGCCCGGCUCGAUGCCUGCAGGGUGAGCCGAGUGUUGAACCCAGCUCGGCCGGUAACGGAGGUUGCCGAUAGGUUAAUAGAGAUUAUUAGAGAUUUAGCUCGACGGAGAUGGACGCGAACGUUGGUAACGUAGCGUAUGUUAUUGCUGCCAACAGGGUUUCCAAUAAGUUACUAAAAUAACCGCUCCUGUGAUUUGAUAUUCUGUUUGGCGCGUACGCGGUGGAUUACAUUCUGGGGGCGAUUUGAAAAAUUUAAUAAAAUUAAAUUAAAAAAAAGAGUUGUUCAAUGUAAUGUCUAGACAAUAUACAUCAUUGUGAACUAGGUAAUGUCUUAGCUUAAUCAUAGCCAAAUCAAGUUUUGUCCUCUAUUUUUUUUUGGUCCUAUUUUUGAAGAGUCCGCGUUGAGCUGAGAUGUGUUCGAUGUAAUUUAACAGCUCUGAGAACUGCCUGUAGCGCUGUGUUUGUCUUAUCACAUCAAUUUGUGGUCAGUGUCCGGCCAAUUUUUUAACUGUUUCUCCUUGUACUGUAUUAUCUUUUUGUCGGUGGAUCCUGAAGGUGCUAAGAAAACGAUCACCGGAUAAUACAGCUUUGUGAAUUUUUAAACUAACCUUCACUCGUUCAUUACCAAUUAACGACUUAAAUAACUUUGAUAAGAAGAAAAGCGCACACCGUUAACUAAAUUAAAUUAAGUAAUGAUGAUCUAUAUGAAGAGGAGAUCAUCUAUGUGUUAGGUGUGUAUUAUUUAAGACGUAGGCACACAUAAAUAAAUACAUAAGAAGGAAAUGUAUAGCACAAUUUCUCCAACACGACUAUCUAUAUAGACAAAUAACGAGCUGAAAGAUGGAGGAUUCUUUGUAUAGAACAAUAAUUAACCUAACCUACUUUGUAAGCUAACUCAUAGGUUCUUUUAGUGUAAUUCACCUUAGAUGAAAAAGCACUUUUGCCGAGAUUACGCGGGAUAGCGAAGCUAAUCAUGGGAAAAUUGCUUCGUCAUCAGUCUUUCUACCAUUUUUUACUAAAUAAACAAUCGAAGUGUUUUGUAUACACUGAAACUUUUAGAAACGUUUAGCUUUGUUAGUUGAGAUAUAAGAUCGAUAUAAGAAAAGAAGCUUCCUGCCUAGAAGCUAUAGAGUAUUAUAUAGUUUGCAUUGUGGGAGUGAGUUUUUUUCGUUCACAUAUCUCUAAGCAUUUUGUUGCUUCGCGGAUAUUGGAUCAUUUUUACUGCCAUUUGUAAAUGUGCUCCGUAAACGGGAAAUAAAUAUGUGAAAGAAAAGUAAAAUCGUUUAGUGAAUACCGUAUAUAUAAAAAUAUAGUACCAAAUAGAAGACUUUUAGAAAUAUAUUUUGAAAGGUCAUUUAAAUAAUACCAUUAAAAAAAGAUAUUUCUCCACCACAUAUCACGUUUGUUCAUUUCAACAAAAUAAUAUCACAGCAAUACACGUAAAUCGGUUGGGUAUCGACCAUCAUAUCGAUACAAUAUCUACUUAAAAAUAAUAAUACCAAUCUAAACAUAUCUUACAGACAUUUCCAAAUAAAUACUCGAUAUCCGAUUAUUUUGCGUAUGUUGCCUACACACAUCAUGUUUUGUAAUACGCUGUACUUAUUUUUCAAUAUCGCAUUCGACCAAAGUAAAUUAUUACCGAAAGCCAUGCGUAUAAAUUGUAUACAGAUUGCAACUUUUUAACUAACAAAAAAAACGAUGACAUGUCCGUGUGUGUUUUAAUGGAAAACUAAAAUGUUUCUUUAAUAAAAAAUUAAACAGGGAAAAA